ACUCAACAUCCGGUUUUUAUCACGUUGAUACCAUCAUGGGUUUUAGAGCCUAGUUUGUGUAUUUGCAUAGUAGUCAACCGGUGCCUUCGUCACAAUGUCAUCACAGCCUUCAGAAUCACCUAUACAUUUCGGCCAGGUUGUGAUCGGUCCACCUGGUUCAGGUAAAACCACCUAUUGUCGAGGCAUGCAAGAGUUUUUGAGUCGCCUAGGACGCAAGGUGGUGGUUGUUAACCUGGAUCCUGCCAAUGAGGGAUUGCCAUAUCCAUGUGCAGUGGACAUAUCUGAGCUUGUCACUCUUUGUGAUGUGAUGGAUGGUCUAAAACUUGGCCCCAAUGGUGGUCUGAUUUAUUGUAUGGAGUAUUUAGAGGCCAAUUUGGACUGGUUAGAGGACAAGCUGAAACAACACCGCGACUGCUAUUUCCUUUUUGAUUGCCCGGGACAGGUGGAACUUUACACUCAUCAUAAUUCGGUGAAGAAUAUAUUUGCACAGCUUUCCAAGUGGAAUUUCAGGAUGACUGCAGUGCACCUGGUGGAUUCCCAUUACUGUGCUGAUCCAGCCAAGUUCAUCUCUAUCCUCUGUACGUCCCUGGCCACCAUGCUGCAUGUGGAAUUGCCACAUGUCAAUGUGCUUUCAAAAAUUGACCUUAUUGAGCAGUAUGGAAAACUUGCAUUCAACCUGGACUUCUACACUGAGGUUCUGGACUUGUCUUACUUGGUGGAUCACUUGGCCUCAGACCCUUUCUUCAAGAAGUUCCAUCACCUGAAUGAGAAGUUGGCUGAAGUGAUCCAGGACUACAGCCUUGUGUCUUUUGUACCUCUUAAUGUGCAAGACAAGGAAAGCAUGACACAAGUUUUGCAAACUGUAGACAAAGCCAAUGGCUACUGCUUUGGGGACCUAGAGGAGAGGAACCUGCAGGUCAUGAUGUCUGCUGCUGUAGGGGCGGACUUCCAGUUCAGCUCAACUCUUGGAGUACAGGAGAGAUAUCUGGAACCCACUAAGAAAACUGUGGAUGAAGAAGUUAUGGAUUUGUGACCCUAUUUAUAUAGAUACAAAAAUAAUAAUAAUAGUAAAAAAAAAACAUCUAGUUUGUAGAGCUGUCUGACCUCAUAAGCAGACACUGAUGGUAUCUUAAGAAAUGUUGGAUCAUGUUGGAUUUUUUCUUUUUUUCUUUUUUCACAAAGCAAAUUACAAAAAACAUUUUUACAAAAGAACAAUUUUUUUAGCCCCAAAGUUAAAAUGUGUGUUCACAUAACACUUUAAAUGUUGUUAUAGACUUGUACUGUUUAUUUGCAGCUGUAACAGUAAAUGUAGUCAGUGUCUUUAACAAAAAUGCAGAAGAUGAAUCAUUAAAAGAAGUGGUGUUAAAUACCUGUGUAUCCAACACCACUCACACUGAGA
Myxocyprinus asiaticus (Chinese sucker) is the source of this 1399-nucleotide messenger RNA. RefSeq names its product GPN-loop GTPase 2 (gene gpn2). The transcript is spliced from 6 exons. Lineage: Eukaryota; Metazoa; Chordata; Actinopteri; Cypriniformes; Catostomidae. Bases 95 to 1033 code for a protein of 312 amino acids. Gene Ontology annotation, cellular component: cytoplasm. The record is from RefSeq and is a predicted model, not a curated record. Gene Ontology annotation, molecular function: GTPase activity.